CGCCGCCUCCCCCAGCUCGGCGGUGCGAGGGAGCUCCCGGGAGAACCCCCCAGCUCCCGCCUCCCCGCCCGGCGCGGUGUCUGCGGGAGGCUGGUCGCUGCCCCCGCCGCUGGGAGAGGAGGUUAUGUAAGGGGAGGAGGAGGAGCAGGACGGCUGCCGCCGCCGAGCAGGCACAGGGAGAAGCCGCCGCCCGCCCGGCUCUCGGGAGAGUCGCUGCAGCUGCCGGGGCCGGCCCGGGAUGCGCAGGAGCUGAGCGCGCGAGCAGCCGGCGGCCGCAUGUGCGAAGUUGGGACUCGCCCCGCGCCCGCCGGGGACAGAGGCGAGAACCCCGGGGGCGCGCCGGGGCUGCAGGCUGCGGGCGCCGCCGGGGACAAGUGCCGAGACAUGGGAGAACAGCCCAUCUUCACCACCAGAGCACAUGUCUUCCAAAUUGACCCCAGCACCAAGAAGAACUGGGUUCCUGCAAGCAAGCAGGCUGUAACUGUUUCCUACUUCUAUGACAGCACAAGAAACAGCUAUCGGAUUAUCAGUGUGGAUGGAGCCAAGGUGAUUAUAAACAGCACAAUCACACCUAAUAUGACCUUUACGAAAACAUCGCAGAAGUUUGGUCAGUGGGCAGACAGCAGAGCAAACACUGUGUUUGGUUUGGGUUUUUCCUCCGAACAGCAGCUAACAAAGUUUGCAGAGAAAUUCCAGGAAGUAAAAGAAGCUGCCAAACUAGCAAGAGACAGAUCUCAAGAGAAAAUUGAGACCUCAAGCAAUCAUUCCCAAGAAUCUGGACGUGAAACACCAUCUUCUACUCGGGCAUCCAGCAUAAAUGGAACAGAUGACGAGAAGGCAUCUCAUGGUGGCUCUGCUGAUGCACAUCUGAAAAGUGAGAAUGACAAACUGAAAAUUGCUCUAGCCCAAAGUUCUUCCAAUGUAAAGAAAUGGGAAACAGAGCUGCAGACUCUAAGGGAGAGCAAUGCCAGACUGACCUCUGCACUCCAAGAAUCUGCUGCCAGUGUAGAGCACUGGAAAAAACAGUUUUCAGAAUGCAAGGAAGAGAAUGAUCAACUCAGGAACAAGAUUGAAGAGCUAGAAGAACAAUGCAAUGAAAUAAAUAAAGAGAAGGAAAGAAAUGCACAGCUGAACAGGCGCCUCCAGGAACUGGAAUCAGAACUUCAAGACAAAGAACUAGAAUUGGAGGAUCUUCGAAAGCAGGGUGAAAUUAUACCCCAGCUAAUGACAGAAUGUGAAUCUGUAUCUCAGAAAUUACAGGCUGCUGAGAAAAAGAACAGAGACCUGGAGGAGAAAGUCAGAACACUAAGGACAGAUGUUGAAGAGAGCAAACAGAGACAGAACAGCCUUAAAACCGAAUUAAAGAAUUUUUUAGACGUACUAGAUGGGAAGAUAGAUGAACUACAUGACUUCCGACAAGGACUGUCUAAACUGGGAGUUGACAACUAGACGGCAACAGUUUUUUGUAAUCUAGGGUCUGAAUGUUUGGUGUUUUGUUGAUCCCAAAUGUGUAUUUUACAAAAUUUGACUAGAAUGUUCCACUUGUUGGCAUUGUUUCUGUACAUACAGGCUGAAAUUUGCUGUGUUUUUUCAAACCAGUUGUGCUGCUCACUGAAUUCUGUUGAGAAGAGAAAUGAUUUAUAUGGCUGCUCUGGGUUUGUGAAGAGGUGGAGGAUUCUGUCUCAGGAAUCUGGAACUAGAUCUACCUUAUAUGAUUAUGCAGUUAGUUGUUGCAGGGAAAUUUAUAUCUUUCUUAAGGGCUGUUGCAACCAUAGAAACAGAAAACAAGUAUUUUCUAGUCCUGACUCUCAAUACUCCUAGCAACAUGAAUUUUAUUUCUUUUGUUGAGUGGAGUGGAGUGAAGAUUAGAGGGGGCUCCUGCCGUGUGUAAAUCAGUUGGGUAAAAUGUGUCUGAGUUGAGCUACAGUCAAGUGUAGCGAAUCCCUCUAAGUAAACAUUAAGAUCCUUAGGAACAAAUCAAUAAAGCCUAAUUCACAGAAAGAAACCAACUGAUUUUAUACUUGUGUGACCUCUGUAAAUGUAUGUGCACAUACAGCACAUAAUCUGCUGCAAAAUUGCAGUCAGUCUCAGCUCUUGUACUUCAAAUAAAUCGUACAACAGCUGAUGAGAACUUGUCUCAUUUAACAAGAGCAUCUUUUUCCUCAGCCCUAGUGUUUAAAUUCGUAUAAUUAAGUUAAUCUUUACAUCUUUGGGGAAAAAAAAACACUCUCUUCCUGGGACCAGAUAUACAGCAAUAGGGAUAGGUUAUUGUUUCACAUAUAGGUCUGGGUACUCUAAUUAUCUCUAUAACUUAAUAACUGCUGUGAACAUCCACUGAAGUGAUUUCAGAGAAGUUAAUCUAAAAAACAUUAGUUCAUUUCACAGAACCGCUGGGGAUGGUUUUGUACAAAUGCAAGUUUCUGUUCAAGAGACAUUCAGGGCUGAGGUAGCAUGAAAGCAAAACCCUUUUCUUUGAAGUGUAUGUUCCGAUCUCAUGACAUAUUAGAAACCAAAUUGCCCAUUUAGAAUGACAAGAAGAAAGGCAUUGCAGAAACACAUUGUAACUUGUAUUUGAUUAUUCAGCAGCUCUAAACACAUUCUGAGUAAAGCAAGAGAAUGCUUGGUAUUCCAGGACCAUGAGAAUAAGAAGCAAGCUUACUUAACUGCAGUUGGUGACAUAAACAGCAACACUGGUCCAGAAUACAGUCUAACUCUGCUUUUGUCUCCAUAACAACCUUCAGGGGCUAUUUUUUUUUUUUUUUUUUUUUAAAGAACUGUUAGGGAAUAGCCUGCUCUGAAGUUAUUCUGAAAUCCCAUGCAAAUAGAAUUUGGGCAAGCUGUUCUGUUUAUGUCUGAUACAUUGAUGGUAUUGCCUCUUUUUUUAAUCUGGCAAAGGCUUCUGAAGUGUGAAAUUAAUGUAUUCCAACAGGACGGAAUAGAGUGGCCAUGUCACAACAUUCAUUUCACAUAUUACAAAUUAGAUUUCUAAUUCUUAAUAAAGCUAUAAUCAAGGGGGUUUUGGUCAUUUAAAUAAUGUAAGUGAAGAGUACAUUGAAUACUUUUGCACACAGAUAUAAUAAUCCAGAUGCUGGAAGUCUGUAGAGAUACUCUAUCUGCAAUAGUUCUUUAAUUUUAGAUUGCAUCUACCACUGAAGUAUUGUCUAUCUAGCCUUGCCUUUUUUGUAUGUGUGCUUUGUAAUCCUUUUAUACAACUGAUAUUAUGAAGCUGGACUAUUUCGGUAUAUGAUGGUCUUUAUAAAAAUUGUUGUAGAGUGCCAGUAUUAAAAAAAUAAAUAAAUAAAAAUCAGGUACUUGGAAACAUAAUAUAGAAUGUAGGGAUGUGAAAAUAAGCUUUCGCCAGUGCAGAUAUCCAAGUGUUACAUAAUGUGGGGUUAGAUAAUGUGAUCCAACUACUCAAAAUUGAAAAUGACAAAGGAAACAGAGUGUAUUUUCUGAACAAAUAAUUUCAGUAUUUAGUUUGCAUCUAAUAUAGUUCACUUUGAAUAAAGAAUCAUCAAAAAGGCAGAUGACCUACUUCUCCUCUACUCCCAUUCUACCUUUAAGGUUAGCGGCAGCAACUGGGAAGCAAGGAAGUAAAACAAUUGUCUGUCACAAACAGUAUAAAUUGCCAGGCUCCCUACUCUAUUUCCCAUUAAUGUUUUUACCUCCUUCAUACUGAGAGCCUUGCUCAAUCUUCUGUUUCUUGUCUUUCUCUUUUUUUCCCUACUAGCGAGUCUUAGGGCUUGUCAGAAUGAGAGAGUUGUAUUGGUUUAACUUAAGGUGUGAUUUUUAAAAGUAUGUAGUUAAAUAGGUGCAAAGGGCUGUGCAAAAACUCUUAUUUUGGUUUAAUCUUUGAACAAUCUCUGUUCUCUCUCCUGUAGUCAGGACCCCAGUGUUCAUGUUCCUUCCUUCUUUGGCAGGUGUAUUCAGUUCUUACGUGGUUGAGGCUCAGACAUUCUGGCUGCCUCCAUCCUUCACAGGAUUGACAGCCUUGUCUAAUUAAUUUCUGCACUCCCUUUUUCCUGUAACAAAAUGUAAACACUGGGUCCUGGGAUUCAGGGCCCUAUUUGUUACCUGUAAGGAUUAUGCAAAUUGGUCUUCUCUCACCUUUGCCACUCUGUCUUCUUUUAGAAAUUAGAGGAGAUUAUAAAUGUUGCAGGCUCCCAGUCCACAGGAAGUUAAUACCUCCGUCUCUUGGAUACCUACAGGCAUUUCUUCCUUGAAUCUUGAUCCCUACUGGACAGGUUCUUUCAUUAAGAGUGGCUGAUAUGUACCUAUGUCACAGGGCUGCUGUGAGGGUAAAUCCAUGUUGGUAAAGCACAUUGAGUUCCUAGCAUGAAAAAUGAUAUCAUUGCAAAAUAUUUUAUAAUUGAAGCUCUGUCGCAGCCCAUCAAUCACCUUGCAAUGCCAGAUAUGUGAACCUUAUUAGCUCCUCAGGGACUUGGUGUGGUACAAAAAACUCUCCUCUCUUCCCUUCCUCCCACAAACUGUGAGUGCAGGGUCUUAGGAAACCAAGCAUUCUCUUUGUGGGCAAUUCUCAGGUAGUACUAAGGAUCUAGCUUUCAUCUGAAGAAGUGGGCUGUAGUCCACGAAAGCUUAUGCUCUAAUACAUUUGUUAGUCUCUAAGGUGCCACAAGUACUCCUGUGCUUUAUGUUUUCUCUAGUCCACCUUCAUGCUUCUGUAGGUACUAGGAAUCCAAACCCUCUAUUUCUGCAGUAACAACUGCUGAACUUUCCCUCAAGCUGUAGUUGGUUUCGCCCUUUCCUGUUCUUCAGUAUCAGGUUUUCCCUCCAUUUUCUGCUGUUUCAUUUCUGCCAUGCUGUCUAAGAGCUCAGUGGCCUUCCUGCCAUAAAGGGACCUCCUUAGCUAUUAAGCCUGUUUGGUCACCAUAAGAGACUUGUCCGUGGUCCUUAAUCCAUUAUCUGGUGUCCUUUCAGUGCCUGCCUGCCUCAGACAGGAAUACAUUGCCCAGUCAGUCUUGCAUUCUGGCUUCCUUUCACACACACACACACACACAGCCACUCCUGCUCUCCCUGAUUCUCAGCUCAGUCCAGCUUCUAAGCAUCCCUUCCAGUCCUUUGUCCCCAUGCUCAAGUUUGUUUGGGGGAAGGAUGAUUCUGUGACACUGCUCCUGCAGAAUGAACACUUCAUGAUAUGUGAGGGUGACUUCCUGCAUGGGAAACCUGACCAGUGAUUCUUAUUCAGAGCCCCCUAAAUCUGGAGGCUGCCCUCUGCUGGAAAAUAUUUCUAGUCAGGGUGCAAGGUGGAUAUUUUGGAGAGACUCCCUGAUCACAACAAUGCAGCCUUCCCUCAUGUUUUUUUUGUUUGUUUUUUCCAAAAUGUUUGCAUCUUGGGAAUGGGGUCUGUUUGACAGAGGCCUAGUCAUAUCUCAAUUAUGCCCACUGAGUAUUGUGUAUUAUAUAAAGUUGCAGUGGAAAUAUGUGAGGUCUCUAAGAUGGUGAUCUCUGCUGAUUCCAUGACCUCUCCUUUUUAUGCCGUUUAUAAGAAAGUGUUACUUAAUGCUGCUAUUUUUUUUUUAACCAAGGCUGUGCCAUUAGUGCUGGCCCAUCUCUCCUGAUUUUGAUAUCUGCAAAGCUCAGGCCUCUCCAUAAAUAGCAAAGUUACUGUCUACCUCAGUGAUGCACUUUUUGAUUGCUGAGCUGCAUAUGGGGAUAGCCAUGGCAGGUCAAACAUGUUUGACUCAAGGGGUGAAUCCUGCUCAAACUGAAUAGAUGUUUGUACCCCCGCCCCUCCAGGGCUCUAGUUUGUUCCAGGAAGAUCCCAAGGUGACCACAGAGGGAUCAGAGUCCAAAUAGUCCUGAAAGCACUAAUUUCAGCCUCCAUACCUCAGUCUGCAGAUUUGUUUUUGCUUAUUAAUAAUGGUUUACAAACACGAAUUUUCAGCACCCCUCUGAUGUCGGUUAGUUCUCACUUUGCAUUAGGUCUACGCUGGAGACAUAUAUGGAUUUCCCCAUGCAAGCUUGUACUCACUCUUAGCUCGGAAGAUGUAAAGAUUCUGUUUGUGACAUAGGUUUCUCCCCUAAAGUGGCUAAAGGCAGGAAACCUCCUACCUCAAUCACUUGAUCUUGUAUUUGGAGUGUCUUGUUAAUAGCCUCUUGUGCUCAGCACUCUGAGUGCGAGUGGCUGUCAUUUUCACUUCCGGAGGUCCUGUGGAGAGUACCUUCGCAUCAGACCCCUUUCCUGUUAGGUUUUUGUUUAUGAAGCAUUUGAUUUGUAGACUUGACUGUCAGAACGAUAUUUCAUCAUCAGGAAUGGCCUUCUGUUUAAAGAUGGUAUAUUGGCCUCCUUUGAGACCUGGGGAAAGAGUCUUUCUUUUGUUUUCUGCCAUAGUAGCCUUUUUAAUUGGUAUCUCCUUUGCCAAGUGAUGAAUCAGUGAGUUCACUGGAAUAGAGCUGCCUUGUCUGUAAGGAUGUCAGAUUUUCUCUCUCACUUUCAGUUUCUUAUCAUUCAAAAUUUCCUAUGUUUCUUAAUACUCUUACUCCAGCUACUCCUAUGCCCAGAAAACAGUCUGGAGAUAGUCGCUGUGUUUUAUGUAGCCUGGGUAAUGCCUUUUGAUUGUGUUUAAAAAAUAUAUAUAUAUAUUUGAUUCCAUGUCUAAAAUUUAGAAUGAAGCUUCUAAAGCCACCAUUGCUCAUUGGAUUAAAGGCAAUAUGAAGAGUUUUUACAGUUCUUCACUGCUGUGUGUCUGUGAAAUAUUGCCAUUAUUUAUGAAGAGAGAGGACCUAAGCAUUAACUGCUGUACUGUAUUGUGACUGCUGCUUGCCUUAUACUCAUUCCUUUAUUGCUCAAUACCAAAGCUGAUCUGGGUCAGCAGUCUCUUUGUUGGAUUGAGGUUCACUCACUCAGCAGAUGGGCUUAAAAAAUAUUUAUUAAGGCAAAACACUGAGUAGUGAUCAAUUACGAGUCGGAAGCCCAUCAGGACAAUCUCAUCAUUCCAUAUGAUCUCUCCACCCCCAUCAGUACAGGCUUAGUGUUUGUUCACACCAAUCUUUUAUAGCUUUUUAGUUACUUUAUCUUUUCUUAUUCUCACAAACAUGAUUGCUCUGCAGUUUCUUACACAUGCGCAGCCCUAAACAUGAUGAUUCUGCAAUUUCUUACAUAUGCACAGUUCUAUUUAUGCUUACACAGUUAAAUGUUAUCAGAACAGACUCUUAAAAUCCACAGCAGGCUUCUGUCAGGCCUAAAUAUGCCUUUGCUCCCAACACUCUUGGCUGAUAGUCAAGGUAAGCCCAUGUCUGCCUUUUCACACUGCUAUACAAGUUGCACUUAUGGAAUCUUACUGGAUGGAAGGAGGACUGCACAGUAAUGUAAAAUUGUUUACUAGUAAUUCUUUUCAUUGUACACAUUCUCUCCAUCCACCCUGCUUUCCUGGCUUUUUGCCCUCAUGACUGUUUACUGUCUUCACUAUUCAGGGAAAACUGAUGGAACCUGCCUACUUAUUCUCAGAGCCCUGUGUUCCAUGAUUCACAGCUGUGGAUUUUUUUCCUUAGCUACAGAAUUGUGCUUCAGAAUUCAAGCUCUUUUUUUUCUUUAAACUGUUUCUAGCCCUUAUGGUUGCAAAAGUCUUGAAACCAGGAAUGAUUUAUAAACUGAUGCCAUAUUGUCUUCCUGAGUCUGCAGACAACCUGAAACAAAAGCUCUCCGGGGGCUGAACUGCCCCAUUCGUCUCACUGAGUUGUUAUUGCUGAAUUCUAAAGAUGACCAUUUAAAUGUUAACAUUAACGGUUCCAUUGCUGACUGUUUUAGCAGAAAUGUCAACUAACGUGAUCUUCCCACAAUCCCAGACAAGUCUUCCGUACCUACUUAUGGGCCCAAAGUCACAGUUAUCCCCUACUCAAUUGCCAAAACCUCCAACUUUGCCCCUGUUUCUGUGAUGCAGUUAUGAGUUAUAAAUACAAAUAUCUUUAGCAUAUCAAAAAACUAAAUGUGAGGACAGAGUAAAAUAAACUGAAUUUAAUAUCCACACAAAAAUAACAUUGGGGGGUUACUGUACUGAUUGAAUAGUACAUUUUCACAAUUAGUAAAAAAAAAAAUGCAGAUAAAAAAUUUAAAUGAAGCUGCUACUAAAUUUGUAGUCUGCUACAACAGAAAUCAUGCAGGGUAAUUUAGAUCCAGCUUCCCAGGGAAGAACACUAGGCUUUUCUUAUACUAGUUGUGUUCGCAAUUAUUUUUGCCUCUGCUUCCUAGUAGGUGUGGCUGUUGUAGAAUCUUCUUAUAGGCAUGAUGUAGAGGCUGUAACACACAAAACUACCGCAAAGGAACUUUCUCUUUUUGAAUUGUUAAACAAUCAACUAAAACAAGUGUCAAUCACACAGCAAUAGCAAGUCACAAGCUAUUGAUCCAGAUGCACCUUAAAAUGGAGAGAACCACCAUUAACUGAUACAGAAAUGAAUUGCGCAUUUGCGGAGUCUUGCAACUUGAGGCUUUUGUCCAUAUUUUGUAUUCCUUUUAGGAUAUAAAUUUGACAGUUAUGUGAAAAGUUUGCAUGUCUUAAAUAUCGUACUCUGUAUUCAGUAACAACAUACCUUGAGUGAAAUAUACAGUAAGGAAUGUAUUGCAGAAUUUUAAGAACGUUUUCUCCCCAAACCCCUGUGUUCUUUUGCAGGCUGAGGAAUAGGACUGAUGCUGCUAGAUUAAGAAAUAUUUGCUUAUGUAAUUGGGAUUUUUUGAGAUGUCUAAACAAUUUGACUUUCUACUGUGCUUUGUGUUAGCACUAGUUUUUGAAAAACUGUUUAAACUAAGAAUACUUUCAAAUGACGGUGCCUAUGCAUCCAAAAAAUUUUAAUGCUUUUGAAAUAUUGUUUUUCCCCUUCUGGUCACUUAGUUAAUUAAAUUCUGAUGGCACAUAAAACCUAGGCACUCAAGAGAAAAUCUAUCUGCUGUUGUAUUUUCUGUUUUUACCACUGGUCAGCAAUAAUUAUUUUAGCCAUAUACCAGCCAAGAAGACUGAUGCUGAAAAAGAAUUGUGAACAGGUCUGCUAAAUGUACAGCACAUUAAUCAACUGGUGUGGGCUGAAAGUGGAGAUAUGCUCAAUAAAAAAAAGUAUCUUGCAGCAUUUACAUGUUUUUUUACUUUAUUUGCCUAAUAGUGACAAAUACAUAAUCUACUAUAAAACUCAUCUGUACUAUAGAGCACAUCAUUUUUUAACUCAAAUUUAAAUAUAGCCCUUACUUGUAGUUAACAAUUAUGGGAGUGUUUUUAGUGUGGUCUACUAUACCAAAAUAUUUAGAACUAUGAUGAGUCUUUCGAAAUAAAGAUAAACACACAACCUGUUUUUACUGUUUCAAGUAAGGUUUAGUGAAUGACUGACAAUUCUAUCGAUAUACAACUGUGGGAAAACACUGCAAUGCUUUAAAUGUGUAUUUUUAUCCUGAUUUAAUAUAUGAUUAAUUGAGCUGAAGUGUUUACUACAGUUUGUUGUAAAAAUGUCUCUGACCUCGUCAUUCUGUCUACUGUGAACAAGUACUUUUUAAAAUCAAAGGUAAAUGGUAAAUGUGAACAUCUGGACUCUCUCCUAGUAGCAGUCAAUGCCAGUUUUUAUAUAUUAAAAUUGAUUUUUCUUUAUGAA
Molecule: messenger RNA, 9591 nt
Organism: Malaclemys terrapin pileata
Lineage: Eukaryota; Metazoa; Chordata; Testudines; Emydidae
Gene: HOMER2
Product: homer scaffold protein 2
Exons: 9
Coding region: 277-1449 (390 amino acids)
Biological process (GO): protein phosphorylation; G protein-coupled glutamate receptor signaling pathway; regulation of store-operated calcium entry
Cellular component (GO): postsynaptic density; dendrite; cytoplasm
Molecular function (GO): ATP binding; protein serine/threonine kinase activity; G protein-coupled glutamate receptor binding
Source: RefSeq, a predicted model, not a curated record